AUGGAAUCAAAGAUUCACCCUGCCACUACCGUCAACAACAUUAAAAGCCUCAUACCUGUAACAUUGGAGAUGGAAUCCGGUCAAUAUACAUCUUGGAGUGAGCUCUUUCGCAUCCACUGUCGUGCGUACCUCGUCAUCGAUCAUCUCGCACCAAAACCCGAAACUCCAGUCGGCUCCUCAAAAGACGCCGACAAAGAAAAGCAGGCCAAACCAACCGAUGACUCGUGGGAUCGAUUGGACGCCAUUGUUUUACAAUGGAUAUACGGCACUAUAUCCAACGAUCUCCUUCACACAAUUCUAAAACCAAGUACAACGGCGUACGAUGCUUGGACAACUAUCGAAAGCAUCUUUCAAGAUAACAUGAGUUCCCAGGCGAUUCACCUCCUACACAAGUUCUCCAAUACUCUCCUCGAUUGA
Helianthus annuus (common sunflower) is the source of this 417-nucleotide messenger RNA. RefSeq lists its product as uncharacterized. Lineage: Eukaryota; Viridiplantae; Streptophyta; Magnoliopsida; Asterales; Asteraceae. The transcript has a single exon. The coding region runs from base 1 to 417 and encodes 138 amino acids. The record is from RefSeq and is a predicted model, not a curated record.